CUCACCAUGAGCGAGGACUCAUGCCGCACCCGGAGCCAGAAGCGCGCCCUGGAGCGGGAAUCGGAGCCGGAAAAUAAAAAACUCAGGAUGGACAAAGGAAUUUUGGGAUCUGACCUCAACUCUGAGGGGGACAUGAAAAUCAAAACUGAUCCAGCAACUGGGAAAAUCCCAGGAAUGUUGAAAAGUGGGGAGGUCAAAGCCACCAUCAAAGUGGAGCUGCCGGCUGGGGACGAGCCCGUGGACAUGAGCACGUCCAAAGGGGAUUCCCGGCGGGACCGUGACCGUGACCGUGACCGCGACCGUGACCGCGAGCGCCGCGUGCCCUCCCCGGACGUGAUCGUUCUGUCGGACAACGAGCCCUCGAGCCCGCGCGUGAACGGCCUGUCCCGGAUCCCCCUGCCCGAGCCGGGGUCAGAGGCACUGCUGCGGAGCCCCGAGCAGCGCGAGCGCCUGAUCAAGCAGCUGCAGGAGGAGCUGAGGCUGGAGGAGGCCAAGCUGGUCCUGCUGAAAAAACUGCGCCAGAGCCAGAGCCAGAAGGAGACCCCGGCGCCCAAGCUUUCCUCGGGUCCCUCUGGAAGCGCUGCGGCCACGCCCCCGCCCUUGGUGCGGGGCCCCCAGGCUGUUCCCGCUGGGAAAACCUCCCUCCAGCCCUCCUCCAGCCGCCUCCCGGGCUCGGGGAUCCCUCCCCCCCUGCUGAGGGGGGGCCAGGCAGCCUCAGCCAAGCUGGGGUCCCAGCAGAGCCCCCAGAUCGUCAUGCCCCCCCUGGUCAGAGGGGCCCAGCAAAUCCACACCAUCCGGCAGCACUCGAGCACGGGCCCGCCCCCGCUGCUGCUGGCGCCGCGCGCCUCCGUGCCCUCGGUGCAGAUCCAGGGCCAGAGGAUCAUCCAGCAGGGCCUGAUCCGCGUGGCCAACGUGCCCAACGCCAGCCUGCUGGUCAACAUCCCCCAGGCAUCCCCCACGUCCCUGAAGGGCUCGGCAGUGUCCUCAGCCCAGGCUGGCAGUGCCCCUGCAGGUGCCACCUCCCUGGCUGGCUCUGGCGAGGCCCCUGGCAGCCGCCAGGCCGCCGCCAAGCUGGCGCUGCGCAAGCAGCUGGAGAAGACGCUGCUGGAGAUCCCCCCGCCCAAACCGCCCGCCCCGGAGAUGAACUUCCUGCCCAGCGCCGCCAACAACGAGUUCAUCUACCUGGUGGGGCUGGAGGAGGUGGUGCAGAACCUGCUGGAGAGCCAAGGUGGGCACGGGGAGGGCUGGGGUCGCUGA
This is a messenger RNA of Oenanthe melanoleuca, 1257 nucleotides long. It is a transcript of the gene GATAD2A, whose product is annotated as GATA zinc finger domain containing 2A. Gene Ontology annotation, biological process: negative regulation of transcription by RNA polymerase II. Gene Ontology annotation, cellular component: NuRD complex. Lineage: Eukaryota; Metazoa; Chordata; Aves; Passeriformes; Muscicapidae. The record is from RefSeq and is a predicted model, not a curated record. Bases 7 to 1257 code for a protein of 416 amino acids. The transcript is spliced from 7 exons.